Messenger RNA from Chinchilla lanigera (long-tailed chinchilla), 3735 nucleotides. It is a transcript of the gene Ppp2r2c, whose product is annotated as protein phosphatase 2, regulatory subunit B, gamma. The record is from RefSeq and is a predicted model, not a curated record. Gene Ontology annotation, cellular component: protein phosphatase type 2A complex; cytosol. Gene Ontology annotation, molecular function: protein phosphatase regulator activity; protein binding. Bases 1 to 1488 code for a protein of 495 amino acids. NCBI's taxonomy places the organism in Eukaryota, Metazoa, Chordata, Mammalia, Rodentia, Chinchillidae. Gene Ontology annotation, biological process: peptidyl-serine dephosphorylation. The transcript has 9 exons.
AUGGAGCCUGAGAUCGGUGGUGGUGGAAGAGCGGUCCCCUUGCUCCCCGACAAGAGUGGGGUGCUGGAGACAGACCCCUGCAGGCUGCUUCCUGAAGGGAGAGACAGGAAGGCUGGGGAGCCCUUCCCAACCUCUGCCCAGGGGAGUGGGCCCUGGGGGCGGGUGUCGCCCUGCUGGUGGCUGUCUCAUGAGUGCCCCUCCUGUCUCUCCGCAGCCGAUAUCAUCUCUACUGUUGAGUUCAACCACACCGGGGAGCUGCUGGCCACAGGCGACAAGGGCGGCCGGGUUGUCAUCUUCCAGCGGGAACCAGAGAGCAAAAAUGCACCUCACAGCCAGGGCGAAUACGAUGUCUACAGCACCUUCCAGAGCCACGAGCCGGAGUUCGACUAUCUCAAGAGCCUGGAGAUAGAGGAGAAGAUCAACAAGAUCAAAUGGCUCCCGCAGCAGAAUGCAGCCCACUCACUGCUGUCCACCAACGAUAAAACCAUCAAGUUAUGGAAGAUCACCGAGCGGGAUAAGAGGCCCGAGGGCUACAACCUGAAGGACGAGGAGGGCAAGCUGAAGGACCUGUCCACGGUGACGUCGCUGCAGGUGCCGGUGCUGAAGCCCAUGGACCUGAUGGUGGAGGUGAGCCCACGGAGGAUCUUUGCCAAUGGCCACACUUACCACAUCAACUCCAUCUCCGUCAACAGUGACUGCGAGACCUACAUGUCGGCCGACGACCUGCGCAUCAACCUCUGGCACCUGGCCGUCACCGACAGGAGCUUCAACAUCGUGGACAUCAAGCCUGCCAACAUGGAGGACCUCACGGAGGUGAUCACCGCGUCCGAGUUCCACCCCCACCACUGCAACCUCUUCGUCUACAGCAGCAGCAAGGGCUCCCUGCGGCUGUGCGACAUGCGGGCGGCCGCCCUGUGUGAUAAGCACUCCAAGCUCUUUGAGGAGCCCGAGGACCCCAGCAGCCGAUCCUUCUUCUCCGAGAUCAUCUCCUCGGUGUCGGAUGUGAAGUUCAGCCACAGCGGCCGCUACAUGCUUACGCGGGACUACCUCACGGUCAAGGUCUGGGACCUGAACAUGGAGGCGAGGCCCAUAGAGACCUACCAGGUGCACGAUUACCUGCGCAGCAAGCUCUGCUCCCUCUAUGAGAACGACUGCAUCUUUGACAAGUUUGAGUGCGCCUGGAACGGCAGCGACAGCGUCAUCAUGACCGGGGCUUACAACAACUUCUUCCGCAUGUUCGACCGCAACAGCAAGCGGGACGUGACCCUGGAGGCCUCUCGGGAGAGCAGCAAACCCAGGGCCGUGCUCAAGCCGCGGCGCGUGUGCAUGGGCGGCAAGCGGCGGCGCGAUGACAUCAGCGUGGACAGCUUGGACUUCACCAAGAAGAUCUUGCACACGGCCUGGCACCCGGCCGAGAACAUCAUUGCCAUCGCCGCCACCAACAACCUCUACAUCUUCCAGGACAAGGUCAACUCCGACAUGCACUAGGGCCCCGGCAGCCAGACCUCAGCCGAUCGUGCCCAGUGCGACCUGCAUAGCCACAGCGUGGGAGGUGGUUGUUGUGGGGACGCAGGUCCCGCUCUACCAGCUUCAACUCGCCUUGGACAGCUGCGAUCCCUUUAAAAAGGGAAGAAAGGUCCGCAGGCGCAGGUCAUCGCGGUGAUUCCCGUCUUCACAGUUCAGGGUUUUCAUUCACGCCGCUCCCCGGCUCGAGCUGCGGUCCUUCCCACACUAUUAGUUUUCCACCCGGCCGGUCCUUCCAGGGGAAGCCGGAGCUGGUCCUGAAGGAGGCUCCAGGACAGAGACUGAGGCUUGCAAGGGCCAGCUGGGGGCUUGGACUAAGAGGGCAGAUUGCCCGGCCUCGGGCUGGUCCCGCCUUGGCCUUCUGGGUGGGGAGUUGGCACUGAGAAUCUGAAGAUGUCCCACACCAGGGCAGGUCCCCGAGAGCAAGGGCAGGGCCCUCUGCGCGUGCCUGGCCCCUUGCUCAUUGUCCCCCUUGCUGAGCCGCUGUGGCACGCUGGGCAGGGUGCUCAGCCCGCAGGUGCACGGAUCGGAGUUCUGCAGUCUGGUCCAUGGUAGCUUCGCUGUCCUCCGCCCCCUGGGACGCUGGCUCCUGCCUGUGACUGUCACAUGGGUGUCUGUUCUUUUCCCCCUAAAUACCAGCUGUCCCUGGGUGCAGGCCCUGCACUGGGGAUGGGAUAGAAGUUGAAGAAUUAUUGUCCCCUUCAUACGUGAGAGGAAACCGAGGCUCUGGGUGGAGAUGCUGCUGCCCGAGGCAGGUGUGGGGACGGUCAGGAUCGGGGUGCCAUCCCGCUCUGCGCAGGCGCCAGUGGCUCACAUUGACCUAGGGCUGAAGGGCGGCAUCUCUUCAUGACAAGGGACGACACUGGGAAGAUGGAGGAGCUGCCCGUGUCUGGUGGCGUCAGGAUGCCCCUCUCCAGCGCUGUCACCCCAGGCGGGCACCUGCAGCUCCUUUCCAGCCGUGCUGGACCGCCUCCAAGAGGAAAUGCAUGUUGUGACCGUUUUAGGAUGCUUCCUUCCAGGACCACACGCUCACCUGGGGGACCCUCCCCGCACUCCGACGCUGAGGGCCACAGGGAAUGCCGUCUCCACAGUGAAUCCUGCCGCUGGACCCGCCCCGUGUCCCCUGGCCUGUGGGAUGGCGGCGGAAGCAGGACGCUUGGGCCUGGGCUCUGAGAGCAGAGUGCAGGCCAGGCCCGGCAGGCCAAGUCUCUGUCUUCAUUUUGUACCCCAUGGACCAUCACCCAGGAAACGGCCCGCCUGAGGUGUCCUCGGUGGGCUCCCGGGGACUUGUGUGUGUGUAAAAGCACAAAACGCAUGUGCACUCACUCCUGGCCAUAUUAUAUUUACACACAAAUGGAUCCAUUGAGUUUUUCUUUUUAAUCAACGUGAAUGAAGAAUGUCUUUAUAAUAGCACUGUAAAAUCCAGGCGGCCUGGACAGUAUUAUAUGUACAUAUCUACCUUAAUUAAAUUUAACAAUCACAAGAUCGGGUGACUGUAUUCCCCCUUGUAAAGACGCUUGAGGAUGUGGAAAAUUGUACAGAAAUCCCGCUGAAGCCAAAAUCCAGCUCUGAGGGCCUGAGGCACUUGCUGGGGUCUUGGGUACCAGCCGUCUCCCUUCGUGAUGCCGACGUGGAGAGGAAACUUGGGACUGGAGGUGCAAGUUCCAUAGAAUCAUAGGUUUAACAUUCACCAUCUUCAAAGUGCGGAUCCUACAGUCUUCAAAAGGGGUCUUAACACGGUUCCUACUUCCUGACUCUGUUUUAAACUUUGGGUACCAAACCAAAAAGGGGGUGGGGAGCAAACGAAAGCUGGGGACAGAUCUCAGAAGAAGAGUGUGUCUUUGGCUCCCUGGAAGAUAUCCGGGUCCAGCGCAGGCCGUGAAUAGUGAAUUCUGGGGUGAGGAAAAGAUGUUCGUGGGGAGGGGCGAAACUAGGAAUGUGGGGGACCCUUCGGCAGCCAUAGGUUCGUAUCCUUCCCUGCUUCCUCCUCUGGUCUUCUUGGGGCGUCCGCAUUGCUGUGGGGUUUUAGUUCUUCCCCUUGGGCUGUUCUCCGAGGAAGGAGCCCUGGGCGGGAAGGGAAGGGUUUGGAUUCUGUAACUCCUAGGUGCAUUCUUUUUUCUUGGGUGUCUCACGGAUUAUCCAACUGUUGAAUAAAAUUAUAAAUAUGUUAAUACCAGCUUUUUCCAAUAAAAUAACAAAUGUUACAUCUAA